GACAGGAUGAGAGAAAAUGGCCUCAUGUUGUGCCAGGGGAGGUUUAGAUUAGAAUUGGGAAAAAUUUGUUUACUGAAAAGGUUGUCAAGCAUUGGAACAGACUGUCCAGGGAAGUAGCUGAUUUCACCAUCCCUGGAGGAAUUUGAAAGAGUUGUAAAUGUGGCAAUUAGGGAGAUGGUUCAGUGGUGGACUUGACAGUGCUGGGUUAAUGAUUGGAUUUGAUGGAUCUUAAACAUCUUUUCCAUCCUAAAUAAUUCUAUGAUUUAUUAAUAUUGUUGUGGUAAGUAUUGAGGAUCUGUCCUCCAUUUCGUACACAGUGAAUGAUGUAUUUUUACUUUAUCCUGCACAGAAAUUAGUGAAAGCACUGUGGCCUCCCUUGUACACCAGCCACCAUUGCUUGGCUCGAUCUCUGAUUUGCAAUCAAUUUGUUCCAUGCAUCCUGGUCAUGAGCUAGAGGGUUGGCAGGCUCAUGCUCAAAGAAACUCUGAUACAGACUGUGCCUCACACGCACAAACAUCUUCACUGUACAACUCCAGCCAGCACUUGUGAUCGCUGUAGAAGAGUCUCUGUUAUGUAAGUGACAUGGAGUUUACUCACAAGGUAAAUCAAAAGCAUUGGGAUGGAAUGGGUAUAGUAGGGAGGAACGAGUGUAGGCUCCAGUCAUUAUCAAAGAAAAUGGAAACAGAACUAAUAAGUUUAAAUGACGAAUGCUGUAAGUGAAUGCCAGCUCCACAAAGUACAUCAUCUGUAUAGUGAGAAUUCCUUCUAGGCACACAGAGUUUGUAACUGGGCUCACAAAUACUUAGAAAGGUAUUAUGCAUUCUUCUGCCAUAUAAUCAAACCUUUUUGUAUACGUAUUAACAGUGAAACUCUACAGUAACUGAGUAGUCACAAGAUAAACUAUUAAGGUAUUCACCUUUGAGUUUGAAGACUUUUAUUUCUCUCUUCAAUCAGCUUCUUCUCUUUGAUAUCAAAGUUUUCCUUCAUUUGUUUAACCUGCACCUCCAGCUGGCUUAAGAGCUCUCCUUUACCUUGCCACCUCUUUUUCAAUGCGCUGAAAAUAAAAUGCACGUAUUUACAAUGACUAUAAAUACCACUUCUUAGGAGGGCAGAAAAAACUUCCAUUUUUCCUCAUUUCUGUGGGUUUUAAUAGCAAGCAAAUACUCUCUGAACAUAGAAUAACUUCAGAGCAGUGUUGCAUACAAUGAUCCCAAAGAAUUAUUGUGACUUGUCUGUAUCACCUGUGUGCAUGCCUAAUGUCAUCAAGUUCUACUUCUUUUUCUUCUAGCAGUUGCUUUAAUUCCUCUUUUCUUUCAUUCUGCCUUUCUAAUUUUUGCAUUAGCUUUUCACAUUCAGCAGCUUUUUCAUCCAACUCUACUUCAAACAAUUUCUGAGCUUCACGAUUUUCUUCAUGCUGUUUUCUGAUUUGUUUAUCUUUUUCUUUUAAGCCCUUUAGAAGAUAAAUAUUUUAGUACACAUAAACACUCAACUUUAUUGUUACAAUUUAAGAGUAUUUGUUUAGUCUAUGGUGGAAUAAAGCAGAGAAGGACAUGUGAAAGUUUACUCUUCUGAAUGUAUGAAAAACACUUAGUAAGGUGAUAGCCAGCUGAUCAAUCUUCAUCUGAAAAAAGUCAGAGUAAAAAAAAAAACCCACCAAAACAAAUCUGAAGUUGAAAGCAAGUUAAGAAAAAAGCUAUUUUGAACUCUUAUUCUACAGUUGAAUAAACAACUUAUUCUUUUGAACAACCUAUUCUACACAGUCCCUGAGUUCACAAUCUGUAACGAGUAAUGCAUCUAACUUUGACUGACAUAACAUGCUAUAAAUUUUGAUUAAUAAGCUAAAGUUUUAAGUCUCUUAAUGAAUGAAUGGAAUUAAUAGAACAAAACAUAGUACCUCUGCUGCCAAAAUAUUGAUUUAAAAGAACAGAAUAAAGAAAAAACAUUUACCUGUUGUAAAAUAAACAUGAAGCAAACAUUUAAAAUUGUUUUUCCUUUUUCAGGAAGAAUUAUACUAUCUGGGUUUCACCUCUCUCAAAAUCAUUUUCAAGAAUAAUUUGAAGCAAGGCAAAGAGAAUAAAGUCUGUACAUAAAUAUGGUUCAAUGAGAGAUUCAAAGUACCACUUCUGUACAUGAACAUGAAUUUAAAAAAAAACUCUCUUCUGCUCUCAGUGAAAUGAAUUGCCACUGACAGCCUGAUUGUGAUUUGUGAGUUGGUAAACAAGAACUGCAGGACCAGCUUUCAUUACAGCCUUUACAAUUGCUAAAAUUAAGACUUGCAGUGAAAGUUAAGUACAAAAAUUGUCAGAUAUGGCACUUACUUCUUUCAAUCUCCUAAUUGUUUCUGUCUGAUCAUCCAGUAUUUUGUUUUUAAUUCUUAUGGUAUCACUGUCCUGUUCCUUUUGCUUUUUUAACAUCUCAAUCUCAUUUGUCAGAACUUCAAUUUUAGCUUCCAGUUUUCCCCGAUCUUGAGCAAGAUGAGCUCCUAGACGAAACAGGAUAUUCAUACUACAGUGCUCGUUUUACAGAUGACUUCAAGAUGUAGAAUGUUGGGAAACGGGGUGGAGGUGAAGGAAAUAGAUAAGCUGUAUUCGCAACCAACUCCCACAACUGCUGUUACAGAUCCCACAUGCCACAGAACAUCUGUUUUUGCACACCAACUCUACAACUAGAUAAGAGCCAGAAACCUUGUCAUGAUUACAACUCUACUGGAGUGUUUAUUUGAGAGGUUGAACAAUCCCAAUUCUCUCAGCCUUUCCUCACAGGAGAGGUGCUCCAUCCCUCUAAUCUUUGGGGCACUCCUCUGGAUUCACAAGUGAAAAUGCUGAGCCUCAUGUAACCAUACAACAUAUUACAAUGGUCUGAUGUAGAAGUCACAUUUACCCACGUCUCGCUGUUGUCUCUGAAGACAUACAAAAAAGAAAUGGAAAUCUGUUGAUGAAAAUCAGCUAAGAAAUGAGCAUUUGCUGUGCAUUAUUUGUUAUGCUGUGUUCUUUAAAAAUACUUGCAGACCUCAAUAAUUUCUGAAGUACAUAUUAAACCAACAUGUACAUGAUUUGCCAGUGAUUCUUGAAGUAUUUGGUUAAUCAUCUUCACACAGAAGACAUCAAAACGCAAAGUAUGCUCUCUUUUCUGAAUGAUUAAGCCAAGCUUCUCAUAACAUUUCACUAGCAGGUAGGGCCAUGACAGACUGCUAACAACAAAGUGAAUUCUGCUGUGAAAAAACAGAAAAAAAAUGGGAAAAGGAGAAAGCGAUGAUUCUGAAGAUAUGCAAAGAAAAGAAAAAGCGAAGAUUCAACUCAAAAGAAAUAUAGGUUAUUUUGAUGGGGUAAGUUUUAUUAUAGGAACAAUUGUCGGGGCAGGUAUCUUUGUGUCUCCCACAGGGGUGUUAAAGCAUUCCUUACUCAAUGUUGGCAUCGCACUAAUAAUCUGGACUGCAUCUGGGCUGGUUUCUCUGAUGGGUUCCCUCUGCUAUGCAGAACUUGGAACCUCUCUGCCCUUCUCUGGAGGAGAAUAUAGCCAUAUUAAAAGAGGCCUUGGAUCCCUCCCCGCCUUUGUGUUUAUCUGGACGUCAACAUUUACGAAACCAGCAUCAAAUGCUGCUCGAGCCUUGCUGUUUGCUGAAUACGCCACCCAGCCCUUCUAUGGCAUUUGCCCUCCACCAGAAGUGCUGAAAAAAUGCUUGGCCUUGGCCGUUCUCUGGUCCCUGGGGAUUUUGAAUGGCUGCAGCGUCAAAAUGGCUGCGUGGGUGCAGACAGUUUUCACUCUGCUGAAGAUGAUGGCCUUGUCUGUAAUUGCUGUCGGCGGCAUUGUUCUCCUCAUUGCAAGGCAAAAGGAGAGUCUGGCCAGAUUUGAGGACUUGUUCAGCUCAGAGAUCCCCAACGCUGCGCAGGUUGCUGAAGCUUUCUUCCAAGGACUGUACGCAUAUGGAGGCUGGUGGUCCGUCAAUUAUAUGGCAGAAGAGAUGAAAAACCCCAGCAGAAAUAUCCCAUUAACUGUGAUGACUGCGGUUCCUGCAGUAAUUGUUUUUUAUUUACUGGUGAACAUCUCAUAUCUGACUGUCCUCACACCUAAGGAAAUUGUCUCCUCAGUUGCUGUGGCAGUCACUUGGGCUGAUCGAGUUAUCCCCUCUGUUGCCUGGAUCAUUCCUCUCUGUGUUGCUGUCUCAAUAUUUGGUGCCCUCAACAGCAGCAUGUUCACACUAGGUCGAUUAAGCUAUGCUGGAAGUCAGUCAGGACAUUUACCUGUUUUAAUAUCCAUGCUUAAUGUCCACUCCUGUACUCCAGCACCAGCCAUGAUUUUUUCAACCACCAUUGCAUCCAUUUUUAUCAUCCCCUCUGACCUUAUUAUGUUAACAAAUUACUUUGGAUUUUCUGCCUGGCUUAUGAUUGGACUGACUUGUGCAAGCCUGAUUGUACUUCGAUACCGGGAACCUCAUCUACAUCGACCAUACAAAGUGUUUCUGCCAGUUCCAUUUGUGAUGGUGGCAGUGUCUUUCUUCCUAGUUUCAGCUCCCAUAGUCUGGUCUCCCAGUCUGCAAUAUAUUUACGCUUUCUUGUUUAUGCUGGGAAGUCUUAUUGUUUAUCUGCCUUUUAUACAUUUUAAAUUGCAUUUUGCAUUUCUUGAUAAAAUUACCUGUCACUUACAGCUGCUGUUAGAAGUCUCUCCUGCUGAUAGAUCUGCUGAGGGCAAAUGUGAAUAAUGGCAGAUGUUGAAUCCUGGCACAACUAAGAGCCAACACAGGAUUUUGUUUAACUGAGAGUGUAAACAGUACAAGUUAGAUGUUAGGUGUGAAAAACAGGUGUUCAUGCAUGUAUAGAUAUAUACAUACAUAGAUGAAUAUACAUACGUCGCAUUCCUAUAUGCAUACAUGCAUUUAUAUAUAUACAUGCACACAUAUAUAUAUACAUGCACAUAUAUAUAUGUAUGGGCAUUAGCAUAGUAAGUUAAUACGUAGAUAUUCGUGUGUGUCUGUGUAUAUACAUAAUAGGUGCAAAGGAUCUCUCUUAAACUUGUAAAAUCUGUAAAAUGCUCUCUCUUGCUCCUGAAAACACACUUAAAAGUUGCACAUAGUCUUGCAAUAAUAAAAAUGACUCAAUUACAGCAUACAUAAUUAUCAAUAUUAUAAUACAAUAAAUGAGUAAAUACGUACUUAACAGCAUCAUAUAAAUAUACUUUUAGAAUCUGAACUAAA
Pipra filicauda (Wire-tailed manakin) is the source of this 5191-nucleotide messenger RNA. It is a transcript of the gene SLC7A13, whose product is annotated as solute carrier family 7 member 13. NCBI's taxonomy places the organism in Eukaryota, Metazoa, Chordata, Aves, Passeriformes, Pipridae. The coding region runs from base 3233 to 4699 and encodes 488 amino acids. Gene Ontology annotation, molecular function: L-amino acid transmembrane transporter activity. The record is from RefSeq and is a predicted model, not a curated record. Gene Ontology annotation, cellular component: membrane. The transcript is spliced from 7 exons. Gene Ontology annotation, biological process: amino acid transmembrane transport.